This is a messenger RNA of Nymphaea colorata (pocket water lily), 6195 nucleotides long. RefSeq names its product disease resistance protein RUN1-like. Gene Ontology annotation, molecular function: ATP hydrolysis activity; ADP binding; protein binding. Lineage: Eukaryota; Viridiplantae; Streptophyta; Magnoliopsida; Nymphaeales; Nymphaeaceae. The coding region runs from base 44 to 4333 and encodes 1429 amino acids. The transcript has 6 exons. Gene Ontology annotation, biological process: signal transduction; defense response. The record is from RefSeq and is a predicted model, not a curated record.
GCAAUCACCGCUGCCUGCUGUGAGGUUCUUCGACGGAACAACCAUGGAGGGUUCUCAAUUCGAUGUUUUUCUCAGCUUUAGAGGUAAAGACACUCGGAAAGGAUUCACCGACCACCUACACGAGGGCCUUAAGCUUCGCGGCAUUUCCUCAUUCAUAGACAGUGAGAACUUGGAAAAGGGUGAGAAGAUUGGAGAGCUGCUUGGAUACAUUGAAAAAUCUAAAAUUUGUAUCCCCAUCUUCUCCAAUGGUUAUGCUGAUUCAAGGUGGUGUUUAAGAGAGCUCGCCAAAAUAGUGGAGUGCAACAAAAAGGUGAUUCCUGUGUUCCUUGACGUGGAUCCGUCGGACGUUAAAAAACAGAGCGGUCCCUUUGCUUCGGCGUUCGAGAAACAUGAAUCAGAAGGGCAGCUAAAGCCUGAGGAGGUGAGAAAGUGGAGGGACGCGUUAACAGAAGUGGGGAAUAUCUCUGGUUUCACCCUGGAGGACACGGAUGGGCAUGAAGCAAAGCUAAAGCUUGCAAUCAUUGAGAAAGUGUUAAGUAAACUAAACUGGAAGCCAUUUUUAGUUGCAAAGCAUCCAAUUGGAAUUGAGACUCGCGUUCAAGAAGUGAAGAAAAUGUUAGAGAAUGGUGACGAUGAUGUUCACGUUGUUGGAAUCCAGGGUAUGGGGGGUCUUGGAAAGACAACAAUUGCCAAGGCUGUUUACAAUGACUUGAUCGAUGUGUUUAGUGGUGCCCAUUGUUUUAUCUCAGAUAUCAGGGAAAAAUCUGGAGAACCCAAUGGAUUGGUCACCUUAGAGAAGCAACUCUUUCGUGACAUUUUCGGAUGUGAAAAUAUUUCCUUAAGUAAUGUUGCACAUGGAAUAAGCUUGAUCAAGGAAAGAGCCAAACGUAAAAGAGUUUUGCUUGUCUUAGACGAUGUUGAUUCCAUAGAUCAAGUCGAUGCAUUGGCUGGUGAGAGCGAUUGGUUUGGCUCAGGAAGUGUGAUCAUCAUCACAACCAGAGAUGAAAAGGUACUGCGAGCCUGCAAUGUGAAACAACACAAAAUUUACAAGCCAAAAGAACUAAAUGAAGCUCAGUCUCUGGAACUUUUUGCACAUCACGCAUUUAGGGGUAAGCUCCCACAGGGAGAAUAUCUACAGUUAUCAAGUGAAGUUGUUGCUGCAGCUGGUGGGUUACCGUUAACGCUUGAAGUGCUGGGAUCACUUUUAACUUAUGACAUGGAUGUACAAAAAUGGAAAGAUAUGUUAAAGAAGCUGCAAAAUAUCCCCCCUACCAAAGUUCGACAGAGGUUGAAGUUAAGCUAUGACAGUUUGGAGGAAUUAGAGCAGCAAAUAUUUCUUGAUAUUUCGUGUUUCUUUAUUGGUUGGGGCAGAGAGAACGCUAUUUAUAUGUGGGAGGACUCUGGCUGGUUCCCACAUCUAGCAAUUGACGUGCUUGUGCAAAAGUCUCUCAUUAAGAUAGAUGAGAAAAGUGGACAGUUUCAGAUGCAUGAUCAAAUACGAGACAUGGGGAGAGCAAUAGUUCAGGGAGGAAGCCCUCGAAAGCCUCAGAAGCAGAGCAGAGUAUGGAUUUAUCAGGACUCCUUGGAUUUGCUACACCGAAAGGUACCAGGUACUCUUGAUGUUGAAGGGAUGGAGAUCAUGCCAAACGACAAAAAGUGGUACGGGAAAUGUGUUAGUGCUCAAUGCUUUGAAAGAAUGUGCAACCUGAGAUAUCUCUAUGUUCAGCAUGUAAACUUUCGAGGAACGUUCAGUUGUUUUCCUACAGAUUUGAAAUGGGUAUUCUUGGAUAAUUGCCACUUUGACUCACCACCAUCUGAUUCUGAUUUUAAUCUCGAGAAGGUUGUCAUCCUUAACCUCCAUAAAACAAACAUGGCUCAAAUUCUUAUAAACCAACUGAGAGUAGCGGCCUUUGAAAAGUUGAAAACUCUCUCAUUUCGUGGAGUAGAAAUAAAGAUGACUCCUAAUUUCACGUGUCUCCCUUGCCUGGUGAACUUGACACUUGAUGAAUGCCCAGCAUUAACUACGAUUGACGAAUCAAUUGGGGAACUCAAGAGCUUGACUUACUUACGCGUAAGCACAUGCGAGAUUCUAGAAAAACUGCCAGACUCCAUUUGCAGAAUAAGUUCACUUAAAGUCCUUCGCUUGAAGUCCUGUUCCACACUUUCCUCUUUGCCGAAACGAUUAGGGGAUCUGGAGUCCCUUGUGGAGCUGAAGAUUAAGGACGCAAGCAUCACUACUAUUCCUGAAUCAAUCGCCGGACUUACAAACCUUUGUAAGUUGUCGGUGACUCACUGUGAACAAUUGAAUGUGCUGCCUGAUUCUAUUUGUCUUUUAAGUUUGCUUGAAUGCCUUAAUGUUGCACAUUGUUCUCGUUUGGCUUCUUUGCCAGAGCGAUUAGGAGACUUGUCAUCACUCGCGGAGCUUGAACUGAAUCUAACAGGAAUUGAGGUUCCUUAUUCAGUAGGUCAACUUAUAAACUUGAGGAAGCUUUCUGCGAGGUUUUGUUGGAGGGUAUCAAGGUUACCUGAUUCCAUUUGUCAGUUAAGCUGUCUUGAAGUGCUGGAUUUGGGCUUGUGCCAGAAACUUUCUUCUGUACCAGAACGGCUAGGGCACAUGCAAUCGUUAGAGACGCUUGACCUUUCAUAUUCAGGCAUUCAUACCAUACCUAAUUCAAUUGGACAGCUCACCAACCUUCGCCGGCUGUCUUUGCAACAGUCAGACUGCUUGAGAGAACUACCUGAUUCCAUUUGCUGGUUAAGUUUAUUGGAAGCGCUCUACCUUCAAUGGUGUUUGAAUUUUUCCUCUCUGCCAGAAAGAUUGGGCGACAUAGAGAAACUGAAGAUUCUUAUUCUUGACCAAACAAGAAUACAGACGAUACCCAACUCAGUUGGACGGCUUAAAAACCUUCGUGUGCUAUCUUUGGAAGGUUGCAAGCUCCUAAAAGAAGUACCUGAUUCCAUUAGACAAUUGAGCUCCUUACAACAACUCAACGUGUCUGGAACAACCUUAGAGGGUUUUGAGAAACACAUUUCUCAUCUUGCAGCCAUUAAUGAACUGACAGGUUCAUCAUUUGAAUUGCUUGGCUUGAGCGAUCAGUCUCGCAAAGCCAUUAAGCAUCUUCGCUUGGUUGAUGCUACGAUCGAAGAGCUGCCUGAUUGUGUUGGAGGACUGGAAAGCCUGGAGAAGCUAUUGCUAGAAUGUGAAAUGCUCAGAGCAUUACCCAACUCGAUUGAGCAGCAUUUUAGAAAACUUACCAAAUUGGAGAUUAAAAGCAAGCAUCUAAAAGCUCUACCUGACUGCAUUGGGUUACUCAAACGGCUCCAGGGAUUGAGUCUGGAAUGUGAGAACCUCAAAACCUUACCGAGCUCAAUUGGGUCAUUGAAGGACAUGCGGUCCUUGAAGUUGUAUUGCAUGAAGCUUGAAGUUCUACCUGAUUCGAUUGGAAGGUUGGGAAAUAUUGAAUGUUCUUGGAUUGAAUCUCAAAAUUUGAAAACCCUACCUAACUGGAUCGAGUCACUAGGACGGGUUCAAGAUCUGAGACUACACUGCGAGAUCCUGGAGGCAAUACCGGAUUCCAUUAUAGGAUUGAAAGAACUUCAUUACUUGGAAGUCUCUUCAAGUUGUCUUAAAGUGCUACCCAACUCUAUUGGGUCUUUGAAAAAGGUUCGGAAAUUAUUACUGAACUGCCCAAACCUCGAGAAGCUAGCCGAUUCUAUUGGAGAACUAGCUACUCUUUCGUCCUUGGAAGUAUACUCGGAUGGUCUUAAAUAUUUGCCCAACUCCAUUGGCUUUCUGAGAAGGAUUGAACGAUUGAUGCUAAAGUGUGAAAACCUUGAAGCUUUGCCUGUUUCCAUGGAAACGCUGAAGAGUUUGACAGAAUUAGAAAUGUUUUGUAACAAUUUCUCAGCUCUUCCUGAUUUCAUUGGACGAUUGGAAAAUCUGGUGAGCUUCUCGUUCCAGAGUAAGAACCUAAAACACUUGCGUGUAGCAACCGGGUCUUUCGCUAGACUGCAGGAUCUAUCAUUAAGUGGUUGUCGGAAGUUGAAAGUCCUGGCAGACACCCCUAUUCAGGAAACAGGUUUGGCUCACCUCCCAUCGUUACAGUCACUUCAUUUGCAAGACUGCAGUAGCCUUGAGUAUCUUCCGCAGCUUCCCUCUUCUCUAUGCGUACUUGAUGCUUCGGGAUGCACCAAUUUGCGAAAAGUAUCAGAUGUUUCAGGCUUGAAAUUUUUGAAGGCUUUGAGGUUGGGCGGCUGUAAGUGGAUUGAAUAUGUGCCUGGCCUCGAAAAUAUUGUAAUCCACUUGGAAGAGCUAGUAUUGCCUGGUCCUUAGAAUUUCAAGGGGUGUUGCCACCUUAGUCAUGAUUUCAAAAAUAAAGCGUUCAAGGAGAUAGCUUUUGAAAAUUUGAGAAGCUUCGGAAUGUCAGGCUUCCUGCAGAGAGGCACAGCGACAGGACAGCAGCAGCUAUACACUUUAUGCUCCCAAGAUUGCCAUUUCGUAGGUUGGUCAGAGCACGUCUAAAAUUGAGGCUACUAGAGGUUUUGUCACCCGUCUACACAGCCAUCUUGGCUGAUGACGUUAUUGUCUUUGAGAAACAAACAGGCGGGUGCAGCGAGGUGGAAUUCAACUUGAAAGAGGUGAGUAUCUUGAACAUAGGGGACGGAGAGGAGGAGCAUUGCUAUACAUUGCAGGUGACGACAGAUGUGUCCGAACUGCACGAUGCUUGGGCAGUGCUCUACACGGAUAUACUGUAGGUGGACGGCGUUUGCGUUCGGAAAACCAGCGGUUCCUCAAGAAAAACUUACUACCCGACCACUCUGCGCGAUCGUUUUGAUGACCCUCCAAAAUGGUAUAUCGCGGUCAAUCGAUUUGUGGUAAUUUCAUGCCGAAGCAAGAAAUAACAUUAUUAUCAGCAUUAUUGCUUGAAAACGCAUCUGCUGGAGGUUGGCGUCCAUCCGGCCUUUUUAUUACUGACAUGAGAAAAAACCAAUAUACACAGCAAAGGUAACAAGAGACACAGGGUUACUUAGCCUCAGCAAAAACUAUGCAGAAGAGCAGAAGUGAGAAGCAAAAGAAACGCCUUCACACACACCAAAUUCGUAGCUGGUAGGUCUGUACCGAUCUUGAUUUGGCUUGCAUAUCUUUUGAUGCAGACUUGGUCAGCACAUAGCAAGCUCCUGGCUUCAAGGGCGACAGUGAGAGAUCCUUUCCACUUAGUCUGGUUAGAGAUAAUCAAAUCAAACCUUUCUUUCCCACCAGUUCCCUAGAGCAGAGCUCCCAAUAUCAGAUCAAGCAUUUGUUUUUCAUUACCCCAAUCUUAACAAGAAACACCACCUUUCUGUGACCCCCUAGAUUAAUACCUGCAGCCAUUUUGCAGCAGUUUCUGUUCUUCUCUGAUACUAUCUGCACACAUUACUUCCUUGCUGCUGAAUUCUUGGCCAAGCUCCUGCGCUAAUACCAGUUUGCAGCCAUACAAGACACUUCUGAUAAUCUUCCUCCUUGUUCAAGGUAACUGGGGAUACAUCUGAAGAUUCUGAACACAACCUCCGAACCUCCCCCUCAAAACCCAAUGCUGUGGCUUUAUAAUCCUCAAACAUACACUUGUUCGAAGUUUCCAGACGUUUCAUUUGACUGUACAUGUGGAUGUCAUGACUGCUAUGAUGCAGGAAAGCAGAGUGAGAAGAGAGUGGGGAAAGAAUGGAUGAGGGAAUUGAGCAGGAAAAAUAAGUAAUGGAUUGUAUGCAUCUACUUUAAAUAGUCAGGCAUAUUAGGUUUUAUAUAUGAGUAAGAUUCUAGGUGAUGCAGGUCAGGUGUACAAUAGGCUAGAGCAAGGGACCGCAAACACAAUUUUGCAUCAUUUGCAAAUUCAUCGAUCGGUAGUUGCAACUUGAAACAGAAACUUUAUCUUUACCGUAAAUCUUUGGUCAAUUGAAACAGCAGCCAGGAAAAGAUCCAAAACUUCUUGAUUGAUUCACUUGUUUGAAAUGUCUAUUUCCCGUGGAUGGGAUGAAGUCGCAAAGUUUUUGGGUGAAAAGCAUGGACACAAGUUUGGUGCUCCAGAAAUGUCUGGCUAAAUCUCAUAAUGUUCUAAGGCUCUCUGUUUUGGCGAAACUCAUGGCAAAAUGUGAACAUACAUGAAAAGGAAUAAGAAUAAUGAAAACUGAAGAGGGUUAAACGGUUUAUCAUAUGGCAUU